AUGACGAAUCUUCAAAAAGAACUAUUUGUCGUUGGAUUCCACGGCUUCACCCUCAGCCAGGAGAUUAAGACUCUCAUUCACGAUUUCCACAUCGGCGGGGUCAUUCUAUUCUCGCGUAAUAUCAAAGAUGCCGGUCAAUUACAGGCACUCACACUAUCCCUGCAAAAUGAAGCACGAUCUGCGGGUCAUGUUCGGCCAUUGUUCAUCGGGAUUGAUCAAGAGAACGGCUUGGUGACUCGUAUAUUGCCUCCCAUUGUACCUCAACUCCCAGGACCAAUGGCAUUGGCAGCUACGCGUGACCCUCAACUGGCGUACAAGGCAGGCAGGGCUACCGGUGAGCUUUUGACGUGUUUGGGGAUCAACAUGAACUACGCGCCAGUCUGUGAUGUCAAUUCGGAGCCAUUGAACCCAGUCAUUGGGGUACGCAGUCCCAGUGACGACCCUGAAGUUGUUGGGCGAUUUACGAGCGCUACAGCGCGCGGGCUGCGAGAGCAGCAUGUCAUACCCUGUGUGAAACAUUUUCCUGGGCAUGGCGAUACCGCUGUUGACUCGCAUUAUGGACUACCCACGAUCCCCAAAUCAAGAGACCAGAUGGAGCGGUGCGAGUUGAUCCCGUUUCGUCGGGCCGUCGCGGAGCAUGUUGAAAGUAUCAUGACUGCGCACAUUUCUCUGCCGAUGAUUGACAGUGAAUUCCCUGCUACGUUGUCAUCUAAAGCUCUGGGAAUCUUGCGCGAUGAUAUGAGAUAUGAUGGGAUGAUCAUUACAGACUGCCUGGAGAUGGACGGGAUCCGCUCAAUAUUCGGCACCGAGCGAGGUUCUGUACUUGCUUUGAAAGCGGGCAGUGAUAGCAUCAUGGUCUGCCAUACGUUCCAUAAGCAGCUGGCAUCGAUACAGAAGAUCUGCGAGGAGGUCUCGUCUGGAAACAUUCAGUAUUCUCGCUUAGCAGAUGCCAACCGGCGAGUCGCAACAUUGAAAGACAAGUUUCUCAAUUGGGAUCACGCCCUUUGCAGAGAGGAGAGUGAGGAGCAUGGUAGCUUGAACCAGAGAAUUUUGUCCCUUUCCAGUGAAGCUUACGACAAAUCUGUCACACUUGUGCGAGAUAAGGUCUCACUCAUUCCGCUAUCCAGACAAGGGAAGAUUGUCCUGCUCGUCCCGGGUGACCAGAUCCCGGCGGGUGGUGCAGUUGACGGCGAGGCCGAAGGACGAGAGGUGUCUUUUGAGGGCACGUCCUUUCACUACGCGCUUCGACGAUACAAUGAUUCAGUCAUGGAGAUCAAGUACGGACAAGCAGACCUUAGCGCUGAUGAAUGGGCGAGUGUUGUCUCAGCUGACACUGUUGUUUUCGUCACUGUCAAUGCUCGAGAAUCUCCGUUCCAAACUUCGAUGGGCAAAUUACUUCCAGAGAAGGCUCGGUCUCUGGUGGCUGUUGCUGUGGGUACACCUUAUGACUUCCUCGAAAGACCUGAAGUGCAGACAUAUCUCACGACCUACGAGCCAAGCGCUGGAGCUCUCUCUGUGGCAGCUGACAUCAUCUUCGGCGCUAAAUCUUCCAAAGGAUCACUUCCAGUUAGAUCUAGCCAAAUCCAGCCAACGUCUAGUGAGCUACGGAUCAAUAUUUUCGCCGCAGAAAGGGACAUGCAAGACGUCAUUACUGUAUGGGAGGAAGCACUGCCCACAUAUCUGAUACCCACAGAAAGCCUUCGAGCCCUCAUCGGCAAACCAAAUGGGCAUCACCAUGUCGCUCGCAUGGAUUCACAAAUCGUCGGGUUUUGCCUUGCCUAUAGGAGUGCCAUCAAAGGACCAGGGCAAUUUCACAUAGCGGUUUUGGCUGUGUCCCCAACGUUCCAAGGCCAGGGAAUUGGAACGAAGCUUCUCACCGAGACACGUGCGUACAUUCGUACGGCAUAUGGUAUCAACCAAGUGAAGCUAGGCAGCUCAUUCCCACGAUUCUGGCCGGGUAUCCCCCAGGAUCUUCCUCCUUCGGUUCAGGAAUUCUUCGUCCAUCGCGGAUUCCGACUGAAUCCGCCUAGUGCGAGAUCUGUUGAUCUUUAUCAGGAUAUUCGCAAUUUUCAGUCACCUGAGAAGUACAUGUCGCGUGCGCGAGCUGCCGGAUUGCGAUUUGCACCGUUGCAGCCUGAUGAGUACCAGGCCUGCUUGGCUGGCCAACGCAGGAACUUUGCGGAAAAACAUGACUGGGUCCAAGCAUAUGUCACACUAUAUCCCAAGGAUUAUCCCGACUGUGUUAUGACCGCUUUUGACGCAGAGGGCCAGCAGGUUGGAUGGACAUUGAUGCUUCCUCCUAUCCCGGCAUUAAAUAAGGUCUGGGCAUUUCCGCAGAUUUGCGGUCCGCGCACGGGGCUCAUUGGAUGCGUAGGGGUGGAUGAAUCACACCGCAAAUCUGGCAUUGGAUUGGCCAUGAUCUGCCACGCGGUAGAGAACAUGAAGCAGAGAGGCAUUGAGGGAGUCUUUGUCGACUGGGUGGCCUUGGAUGGCUGGUAUGAGAAAGUCGGGUUCCGGACUUGGCGUAGCUACCGACCUGGUGAGAUCUGA
Molecule: messenger RNA, 2550 nt
Organism: Penicillium diatomitis
Lineage: Eukaryota; Fungi; Ascomycota; Eurotiomycetes; Eurotiales; Aspergillaceae
Exons: 4
Coding region: 1-2550 (849 amino acids)
Biological process (GO): carbohydrate metabolic process; peptidoglycan turnover
Molecular function (GO): acyltransferase activity, transferring groups other than amino-acyl groups; hydrolase activity, hydrolyzing O-glycosyl compounds
Source: RefSeq, a predicted model, not a curated record